Molecule: messenger RNA, 1652 nt
Organism: Cololabis saira (Pacific saury)
Lineage: Eukaryota; Metazoa; Chordata; Actinopteri; Beloniformes; Belonidae
Gene: tmem160
Product: transmembrane protein 160
Exons: 4
Coding region: 101-757 (218 amino acids)
Source: RefSeq, a predicted model, not a curated record
GGGUCGCGGUGGACCAUGUGAGGGUUCACAGUGCGCGCAGAGGUCGUGUUGUGCUUUUGCUUUCAGCCUGUAUCUCGGAGCAGCCGGAGUCCGUGAUGUGAUGGCUCUUCUGACCCUUUUCAUGAGGAGACAGCUCCCGCAGGCCGUCGGCUACUUCGCCCGGGCGGGUAAGCUGAGGAGGCUGCAUGGAGCCGCGCCGCGGCGGGCGGCGGAGAAGGCUCCGUGGGGGAAGAGCCGGGGCCCGGAGCCGCUGCAGCAGCAGCAGCCGCUGCAGCUGCAGCAGCAGCAGCAGUACCAGCAGCUGUCGGACCUGGACAAGGCGGACGCCCUGAUGCUGAGAAAAUCACAUGAAACAGGAUUCCUGUCGUGGUUCAGGAACGGCCUGCUGGCGACCGGGAUUGGAGUCAUCGCGUUUGUGCAGAGCGAAGUGGGACGAGAAGCAGGAUACGCUUUCUUUAUCCUGGGAGGUGUGUGUGUAUCGUUUGGCAGCGCGUCGUACUUUGGCAGCCUGCUGUCCUUGCGGAGGCUGAUGCUGCUGUCCGUGCCAGCGCUGCUGCUCCAGGGGGCCGUGGUGGGCAGCGCCGCCCUCUUCUGGCUGUGCGCGGUGUCGCUCUACAUCGGCCGUCUGGAGGUGGAGAUCAUCCACGAUGGGGAGGACGGGGAGGACGAGGGAGAGUGCCGGGAGUGCCGCAACAGGCGCGAGCACCGGGGCUACCGUGAGGCCGAGGACGGUGACAGCAAAGGGCCGAGCAAGUAGAGAUCUUCUAGGGAUGUGUGUGUGUGUGUGCGUGUGUGUGCGUGCGCGUGUGUGUGCGUGCGCGUGUGUGUGCGUGCGCGUGUGUGUGCGUGCGCGUGUGUGUGCGUGCGCGUGUGUGUGUCUGAAUCAGGGUGUGUGUGUGUUAUUUGUAUGUGCAAACAACCUGCAUGUUCAUGAGCAGGCUGUGUUUGGUUCUGCAGAUGUAAAUCUAUUAUCUGUUAUAAAAACAAUUAUUUGAUGACAAAAAAACUAUUUUAGACUUUUGGAAAACUGGUUGGAGAAAAUGCUGAAAACAAGAUUUUUUUUCUUUUCUCCUUUUUUUUUUUAGGAAGACCUCAUAAUUUGAUAAAUUUAAUGCUGACACACACUGUCAUUUGUGUAUCUGAAAGUUGUAUUGAUUUGAUUGGAUUUUUACAUCCUCAGAUGAACAUUUUGUGCCACCUUGUGUGUAAUCGAUCUGUUCUCAGCGCUGCUGUUCGAUGCUGUUUGUCUUAUCACUUUAUUCACUAUAGUUAACUGUAGUUGACUAUUUGAAGAUUUCGUAAGUCUUGAAAUUACAGAAUGAACAUUUGACUAGUUUUUGUUUUAAGCAAAUAAAUACCUGAACUUAUUUUUACACAACUAUUUUUUUAUUUUAUUUUAAUUUUGGUCUCAUAAUGGCAAUCGCACUUUUGUAAGCUUUUGUUUGUCAUUGUACCUUUUAAAGAUUUGGACUGAAUUUAAAACUUUCAGGUUAUCACCUAAAUUUCUGUGUAAAUGAAUUUGAAGACUGUUGUAACAUGUUUCUUUAUGGAAAUGAUGUUUACUAUUGUUUACCUGUUUUUUUUUCUUGUUUGUGCACUACUUUCAAUGCACCUCACCAUACAUAUAACAAUAAAACCAGGUGAAAUCUGAA